UAUUCUCUCUACAUUUCAAACAAACAAAAAAGUUUCAUUACCUUACCCAUAUUAUCUAAAAUGUUAAACAUCAAGUCAUGGAUUAUGUUCUUCUUUCUAGCCAUGCUCAUUGCCAUGGUAUCUGCUGAAGCUUCUAAGGUUCAUGACUUUACCUUUGCAUCCGUGCGCGUGGGUGAUUUAAUCGGAGAUGACAAUGAAAUGUUGAUGGAUUCUGAAUCAAAUCGUCGAACAUUGGCCGGCAGGAAAAGAAGAUACAUUAGCUAUGGUGCCCUUAAGGCUAAUAAUAUCCCAUGUGGUCAAAAGGGACAAUCUUACUACGAUUGCAACGCUAGAGGUCAGGCUAACCCUUACCGCCGUGGUUGCACUGCCAUCACACAUUGUGCCAGAACACUCUGAUUAAAUGGUGCAAACAAAAUCAGGAACAAAAAUAUUUCAUGGUACAUUUAUAUAAUAUAAUAAUAAAUUUCAUAAUAAUAUUGUGGCUGAUCUUGAAGAAUAACAUAUUUCUUGCCACAGUUUCCUAGGCAUCCAUUGAACAACUUACAGUUUUCAUAUUGUAAUUUUCUUUUAUCUGUUGAAAAUAAUUUGUUCUAAUUUCGUGGGAUAUUAAUGAAUUAAGGGAACAAAGUGGUUUGUUCUUGUUUAUGUAUGUAA
Medicago truncatula (barrel medic) is the source of this 654-nucleotide messenger RNA. RefSeq names its product protein RALF-like 4. Gene Ontology annotation, cellular component: plasmodesma. Gene Ontology annotation, biological process: calcium-mediated signaling. The record is from RefSeq and is a predicted model, not a curated record. Bases 61 to 396 code for a protein of 111 amino acids. The transcript has a single exon. Lineage: Eukaryota; Viridiplantae; Streptophyta; Magnoliopsida; Fabales; Fabaceae.